Chanos chanos (milkfish) is the source of this 3024-nucleotide messenger RNA. RefSeq names its product protein NLRC3-like. Bases 1 to 3024 code for a protein of 1007 amino acids. NCBI's taxonomy places the organism in Eukaryota, Metazoa, Chordata, Actinopteri, Gonorynchiformes, Chanidae. The transcript is spliced from 5 exons. The record is from RefSeq and is a predicted model, not a curated record. Gene Ontology annotation, molecular function: protein binding.
AUGUGUCACUUAAUUACGCCACGCCUUACAAAGUCAAACCACUUUAUCUUCCUACCUCUCUGUAGUGAAAGGAGCACAGGUCUGACCCAGGAUCAGUCCAUUUGUGCUCUGCGCAAGCCGGUUCUGAGAGAUCCAGUCUCUACCAGCUGUGAAGACAGUUUUUGCUGCCAGUGUAUCAGCAAAUACUUGGACCAGUCUGGUUUAUCAGGAGACUCUCAUUGUCCUCAAUGUGGAGAGAGACUCGGAACACAGCUUAUUCGGCACCAACGCGAUAAGUUCAUCUUAACAUUGGAUGAUGUCCUGCAAGGAACUGUUGGUCAUCAUAAAACCAUCCUGAAAAGCAAGUAUAAGUACUUAUUUGAGAGCAUCUCACAGCAAGGAAAGCGAACUCUCCUCGACAGUGUUUACACACAGCUCUACAUCACAGAGGGAGAGAGUGAAGGGGUGAAUGAGGAACAUGAGGUUAUGAAGAUUGAGACAGCAUCCAGGGCACAAAUUACAGAAGACAUACCAAUCAACUGUAAUGACAUCUUCAAACCUUUGACUACACAAGGACCCAAUGGGGAGAGACAAGAAGAGGAGAUCAGAGCAGUCCUCACUAAGGGUAUUGCUGGCAUUGGGAAAACAGUCUCUGUGCAGAAGUUUAUUCUGGACUGGGCAGAUGGAAAAGCCAAUCAGGAUGUGGAUUUUUUGAUUGUGCUUCCUUUUCGGGAGCUGAACAUGGUUAAAGAUGACCAGUACAGUCUUCAUGGACUAGUGUUGGAGUUUCAGCCAGAACUGAGAGAACUGGACCCAAAGAAAUACGAUGAUUGUAAAAUGGUGUUCAUUUUUGAUGGUUUAGAUGAGUGUCGGUUUAAGUUGGAUUUUUCUCACAAGUUGUCUGAUGUGACCAUGUCAUCGUCAGUGGACAUACUAAUAUCAAACCUCAUCAAUGGAAAUCUUCUUCCUUCUGCACUCAUCUGGAUAACCUCGCGACCAGCAGCAGCCAAUCAGAUCCCCUCUCACUUCAUCAGCCGUGUGACAGAGGUACAAGGGUUCAGUGACUCACAGAAAGAGGAAUACUUCAGAAAAAGAGUCAGUGAUGAGAAUCUAGCCAGCAGAAUCAUCUCACACAUCAAAACAUCAAGGACCCUCCACAUCAUGUGCCACAUUCCAGUGUUCUGUUGGAUUUCAGCCACUGUGCUUCAGAAGAUGCUGAAUCAAGACAACGAUAAAGAGAUCCCAAAAACACUGACUGAAAUGUACAUACAUUUUCUUCUCAUUCAGACUAACACAAAGAAUCAGAAAUAUGAGGAGAAAUUGGAGAGCAACCCAAAGGAUCUUCUGGAGGCAAACAAAGAAAUCUUUCUGAAACUUGCUGAGCUGGCUUUCAAACAGUUGAUGAGGGGUAAUAUCAUGUUUUAUGAAGGGGAUCUAAAAGAAUGUGGCAUCGAUGUGAGCGAGGCCACCGUUUACUCUGGGAUUUGCACGGAGAUCUUUAAAGAGGAAGCUGUGCUUCACGAGAAGAGAGUCUAUUGCUUUGUUCAUCUGAGUGUUCAAGAGUUCUUUGCAGCUCUUUUUGUGUUUUACUGUUAUUUAUGCAAAAACAUGGAUGCACUGAAGUGCUUUCUUCAGAGGAACCCUACAGCUGAACCAGAGAAUGUUCCCUUGGACGUACUGCUGAAGAAAGCCAUGGAAAAAGCCUUAGAAAGUAAGAGUGGACACCUGGAUCUGUUCAUUCGCUUCCUUCAUGGUGUCUCACUGGAGUCCAACCAGAGCCUUCUUCAAGGCCUACUGACGCACACAGAGAACAACUCAGAGAGCAUGAAGAAAAUAGUUAAAAACCUCAAAGCAAUGAAAAAGACUAGCGUCAAUCCUGAAAGGUGGAUCAAUCUAUUGCACUGCUUGUUUGAGAUGAAUGAUAUUUCUGUUCAUCAGGAAAUUCAAGCUUUUCUCAAGUCAAAGAAAUAUACUACAAUGCUCUCACUUGCACACUGCACUGCACUGGUGUAUAUGCUGUUGAUGACAGAGGAAGUGCUGGAUGAGUUUGACCUGAAUAAAUACAACACAUCAGAGGAGGGUCGUAGGAGACUGAUUCCAGCUGUGAGGUGCUACAAAAAAGCUCUACUAGCAGGCUGUAACCUUACUGAACAGUCCUAUCAAACUGUAACCUCAGCUCUGCAGACAACUAACUCACCCCUGAGAGAGCUGGACCUAAGUAACAACGACUUAAAGGAUUCAGGAGUAAAGCUGCUUUCUGCUGGUCUAGAGAAUCCAAACUGUAAACUGGAGAUACUGAGGUUGUCCGGCUGUUUAGUCACAGAAAAAGGCUGUUCUUUUCUGGCUUCAGCCCUGUGCUCAAACCCAAAUCACCUGAGGGAGCUAGAUCUGAGCUACAAUCACCCGGGAGACUCUGGAGUGAAGCUCCUCUCAGCUAGACUGAAUGAUCCAUGCUGUAAACUGGAAACACUCAAGAUGACCCAUGGAGGAGAGAACAGACUCAAGUCAGGACUGAGGAAAUAUGCCUGUGAGCUCAUGUUGGACCCAAACACAGCGCAGAGAGAACUCUCUAUGUCUGAAGGAAACAGAAAAGUGACACGUGGAAAGGAGCAGCCAUAUCCUGAUCACCCAGACAGAUUUCUGGACAGGCAGCAGGUGCUGUGCCGAGAGGGUCUAACUGGACGCUGUUACUGGGAGGUUGAGUGGGAUGGAAGAGGUGCUGAUAUAGGAGUGACAUAUAGAGGAAUAAACAGAGCAGGAUGGAGCGAUGACUGUCUUCUUGGAAGGAACGAUAAGUCCUGGAGUCUCGAUUGUUACAGUAACGGUUACACAGCCCGGCACAGAAGUAGGAACACUCGUAUACCUGCCUCCUCAAAUCGCUCCCAUAGAAUAGGAGUGUAUCUGGACUGGGAAGCUGGCACUCUGUCCUUUUACAGUGUUUCUUCUGAUACACGCACCCUGACCCACAUACACACAUACCACUCCACAUUCACUGAACCUCUCUACCCAGGGUUUUGGGUUGGCUCCUCCCUGUCCCUGUGUUGA